Messenger RNA from Truncatella angustata, 1254 nucleotides. Its product is annotated as flavin reductase like domain-containing protein. NCBI's taxonomy places the organism in Eukaryota, Fungi, Ascomycota, Sordariomycetes, Amphisphaeriales, Sporocadaceae. Gene Ontology annotation, molecular function: riboflavin reductase (NADPH) activity; FMN binding. The record is from RefSeq and is a predicted model, not a curated record. The transcript has 2 exons. The coding region runs from base 1 to 1254 and encodes 417 amino acids.
AUGAAGACCCUCCGCAUUGUCUCAAGGGCGGCCGCGACCCGAGCUGGCCGCAAUCAUCCCUUGCAGCAUGGUGCAGUUUCUACGUGCAACAGACCUGCACAAGUCAGGCUGUAUAGCGAGACCUCAAUUGACAAGCCUAUCGAAGGCCCAAGAGACCUCCCCAACCCACUAGAAAAGGAGUCUUCCAAUCCCUCGACAAAAGGCCCUUCUACGUCGACCAGUCCGGUAGACGCCGGUGCAAUAGGAACAGUAACCGCAUCAACGGCCACGAGUGGCCUCGGUGCGACAUCAGGCGUGAAUACUGGAGAUACAUCGAUUGUGCCUCCAAACAGACAACUAAGGACAUUUAUGAAAAAGUUUACUCGCUCCCAUCCGGUUUCAUCAGACGGGUUUCGCGAAUUAAUGCGACAUGUCUCGCAUCCCGUUGUCAUUGUCACAUCACUAUCGUGGCCGAGACAUGAGGCUUGGACCAAAUAUGCGCCCCCAGAUGGAUCUCUAAGCGAAGCAAUGCCAUUGCAGGAAACCCUGAAGGACGAAUCACAAGAGCCCAACCACAACGUCGAGAACACCUCUACUUCUGCGACCCAGGUGGACCUAUCUUCAUCUAAGGACGUGGCUGCUGAAGAGCUGUCUACAUCCCAAGAAUCGACAACUCCUUGGCCAGUACCUCGCGCCAUGACCAUCAGCUCCUUUUCCUCCCUCAGCUUGAAGCCAACGCCAUCCGUCAUGUUUAACAUAAGCCUCCCCAGUCACACAUACGGUGCAAUUGCCUCUUCGCGCCGUUUCAAUGUACACGUACUCGCCGAUAACCAUGCAGGGGCACGCCUUGCUCACCACUUCUCUCAAGGCCAGUCCCAUUUAAAGCCAGAGAUCGACGGGGAACUAUUAAAACUUGCCGGCAAAUUCCAGGCAGACAUGCAAUGGAGAAAGCAGGUCGCGGAUAUGAAGCAAGGCAAAAGAAAAGGGGGCUGGGCCCCAGUGUCGCGUGACGCCGUACCUCGUAUACGAGACAGUGGCGUUCUGUACACGCUCCGAUGUAUCGUGCGGCUCUCUCACAACACUGAUUCGGGGAAAUCCUGGAAUCGUGGACUAAUCAGAAUAGACAAUCAUUCCGCCAUUGUCGUCGGCAACAUAGAGGACGUUGUCUAUGAAGAUGUAGACAGCGAUGGUCAUCCCCCUUCAGAGAACACUGUCGCAUUAUCAUAUGCGAAUAAGCAGUACAGGAGCACAGGGGAACCACUCGAUCCUUUAUGA